Molecule: messenger RNA, 4415 nt
Organism: Spirodela intermedia
Lineage: Eukaryota; Viridiplantae; Streptophyta; Magnoliopsida; Alismatales; Araceae
Source: the annotation of a GenBank genome assembly
AUGAAGGGUACCGGGCUGGCGCAGCUGAGGGCGGCGGGGUUGGAGCGAAGGUGGAUCCUGCCGCUCGCCGUCGGCUCUUUUUUCUCCAUCCUCCUCUUCUUCUUCACUCUCUCUGCCUCCACGUCCGCUCCCUUCUCCAUCAUUCCCUUCUCCCUCACCAUCCCGUCUUCCUUCGGAUCCGGUUCCCCGCCGGUCUUCGUCGAGGACAAGCUCCGGGCCGUGGCUGCUGGGGCCAGGUCCGCCUCGCGGUCUCUGUCCUCUCCUCCUUCUCCCCCGCGGCUCGCCUACCUCAUUUCUGGUUCCGUCGGAGAUGGCGAGAUGCUCAAGCGCGCCCUUCUGGCGCUCUACCACCCCCACAACUGCUACGUUGUGCACCUAGAUCUUGAGGCCACUCCGCGUGAGCGGCUCGAUCUCCGCGAGUUCGUGACCAAUCAUCCGGUAUUCGCCGCCGUUGGUAACGUGAUUAUGAUCACCAAGGCCAACCUCAUUACCUAUAGGGGACCUACAAUGGUUGCCAACACACUCCACGCCGCCGCCAUCUUGCUCCGGGAGGGCGGGGAAUGGGACUGGUUCAUCAAUCUCAGCGCCUCCGAUUACCCUCUCGUCACCCAGGACGGUAAGCACAGCGUGUCCUAGCCUUGUUCUGCCAUCCUAACUUGUCAAUCCGACUGUGUGUGGCAUUUGUUUUCCUUCUGAUGUUUCCGGUUCCUUGCAGAUCUGCUUCACACGAUGUCCUACCUGCCGAGAGACCUCAAUUUCAUCGACCACACUAGCAACAUUGGAUGGAAGGAGUACGACAUUGCAUCCAUCCCCUCUCCCUCUCUCUGUCUCCCCCUCCUCCUAGAUAUCGAUUAUCCUCACUGUUUGAUCUUAUCAUUCCGGGACUCACUUUUUAACAUUCUGUCAGAUUUCAGAGGGCAAAACCCAUCAUCAUUGAUCCGGGGCUCUACUUGUCAAAGAAAGAGGAUGUCUUUUGGAUUACUCAGAGGAGAAGUGUUCCAACAGCCUUUAAGCUCUUUACUGGUGAGGCAAUUUCAUCUCAUUCCUCUCUUCCCAAGUGUUGUUAUCUUCCCUUAUCUGAUCUCGGUCUUCAAUGCAUGUUUGAGCUCAUGUUCAAGAUAUGUUGAUGUUUAAUGAAUAUGAUUUGACGGUAUAGCAAUGGGUAUGAACCAAAUGAACAUGAUUAUUGUGAAAUGAGAUGGGCUUACUGAUACUACUGAAAAAAAAGCCUUCUCUCGAUAGAAAGAUGUUGCCACAAUCUGGUGCGUGAAAAGUUUCAAAUAUAAUUCUUUUCAAAGAUUUGGUUAGGAUUGCAAUCUUCAAGCUUGUUCUGUUGUCUAUAGUUGCAUCGUUGUGGCCAUGAAUCAUCCUGAUAAAGCUCCAGUGUUGAUCGAGCAAGCAUGAAUGUACACCUGACUUCAUGUCUUGUUCAUUGAGGAAGCAAACGAGCUUUGCUUCAUUGUCCAAGAUUGGGUUUCUCAUUUCAACCGCCAUCCUAUUGCAGGAUUUAGUUUUAAUCUGAAGAAUAAUUCUUUUUAGUAUUUCUGUUCUGCCAUCAGAAUUCUAGGAAAAGAAUAGAAGCUAUCUUCAUUAAUCUGCAAAUGCUCCUUCCCCCAUUCUUGUUACCAUUGCUCUACAUGCUUGCCAGUGCGAAGGUUUCAUGAGAGAUGCUUCUUCUUCCCUCAAGACUUGCACCCUGUUUGUCGCUUAUUGCCACAGCUCUCCCUCCUUCCGAAGCAUCUUUUUAUGACUUCUCUCUUGUUAAUUAACUAACCUUCGUCUUCCCGUUUUCCCUCUUUUUAGAAUGUAUCUGUUGAAGUUUUAUUCAAUGGCCUGAUGUAAACUAGAAACCAGCUGUCGUAAUCUUCCCUUUUUCCCUGUUUAGAAUGAAACACAUAUUGAACAGAUACUACGACCUUCUAUUCUCUUCAUUAGCUGGGGUUGUAAUCGUCAUUUGCAUUUUUUAAUUCUUACUAAAACCUUCUCUGUUUAGCACCACAACUCUUUCUCCUUCCAGGGCAUCUUUGUGACUUCUCUCCGUUAACUGACCUUCAUCUUACCAUUUUCCCCUAUUUAUAAUGGAUCUAUUGGAGUUUUAUUCAAUGGCCUGAUAUAAACUGGAAUCCCACUGUUGCAAUCUUGAUGGACCCAAUUUCUUAAUCUUACAUGAAUGAUGAAACAUAUCUCGAACACACACUGUGGCCUUCGAUUCUCUUCAUUAACUUGGAUCGUAAUCAUCAUUUGCAUUUUUUUUUAAAUCAAAAACCUUCAAUCGCCUCUAUCAAAUGGUACAUGGCGUCCUCUUUCUCAUCCCUUUAUUUGUCGGCAAGCAAUGAGCCAUUCAUAAUUUAAUAUAUUGGGUUGCAUAAGGUUAGGUCUAUCAGCCUUUUUACUAGAAUCAUUUCUAUUUUAGGUAAGCUACUUGUUACCGUUCUUUCCUUAUAUUCUAGAGACACAUGGAAGUUUUUUUUUACCAUGGUUAAGUAGCCAGGAUCUGGAUUUUCUCUCUUAGAUUGUGCUGUCCUGUAUUGUGGAACAAGGCUGCAUUUUGUUACUGAGAUGGAAUUAUUAAAUACGGUGCAAUGGCACCGUAAUAGGUGCAGCAACAAAAUAUGGCACUCCAUGACAACUUCGAUAGGAGCCAUUGUGCCAUACUUCUCCAUCUGUCUCUGUAAUUUCUCCAUUAGAAAACACAUUUUUUUAUCUGACCUUAAUUUAGGUUUUGACCAGAAGUAAGAAGUCUUUAGUUGUCAAACUAGUUAAAAAGGUUUGAAAUCAUUUCUUCCUCAGGGGAGUUGCCCACCAUGGCUGCAUCCCCCUCCCAUCUUCGUGAACUUAGUAAAAUUCCGGUGUUAGCGUGGUUUAUAAACACCGUCAUUGGUUAAAAAUGUGCUCAUGCAACUUCUUUCUAGAUGAUCGUGUGUUUGUCGUCAUGAUGCUUUAAGGACUCUGACAAAAAAAUAUAUAGAAAAUGAUACUGCCCAUUAGGUUGUUUCUGCAGUAAAUCUCGCAUAGCUUACAAAGCCUUCUCCAUGGCUUGUAUAGCUAUUAGGGGCUGUUGUCAGGCAUGUGAGGCAGGAUUAGUCAACCCAUUUAGGUCGUAAUCAAUCCCUUCUGAUUCAUAUCCGGAAGAAAAGAUCCAGUUCACGUAAAAGAAUGGAAUGGCUGAUUUUAGGAAUAAAAAGAAUAGAAGGAAGAGCAAGUGCAUGGAAGAACACAAAUCCUCCACCCAUAUUUAGCAAAUCAUGUCCUGGUUCUCCAGUUUUGAACUCAAAACUGUAGAAUAGUUGUAGAAUAGUGAGCGAUAUAAAAACAUACUUAGGGCAUCUGUUGAAACCAUCACUUGUGCAUUAUCUUUAUGUGUUGUUUUCAUGCUAAUCAUGUCUGAUUUCUUAUUCCUCGGUCAGAUUCAUUUGGUGUCAUAUUCAAUUUCCUCUUCUCCGUCACCAUAUCCUCCCUUCCCACUCCUGCGACGGGUCCUUUUUUCUCCCAGAAGCCCCAGAACCGCAGACAUCCCUCCCUGUCUAGAUGUCAUACUUAGGCCACCAAGAGGCAAACCCAAGUGCCUCCCCCUCGACCCUCGCCAUUUUCUCUCUCUAGCUUGCCCGUCUAAUCAAUCGACCCUCUCCAGUCCUGCAACAGGCCAACCCAGAAAUAAACCCACCCCCAAGGCCCCCCUCUUCCCACCCUCCUCGGCAUUCUCUCUCUCUAGCUCGUCUGUCUAAUCAAUCGACCCUCUCCACUCCCGUUACAGGCCAACACAGAAACAAACCCACCCCCAAGUCCCCCACCCCCAAGUCCCUCAGCCAUUUUCUCUAUCUUGCUUGUCUGCCUGAUCCAACCGUCUGGGUUCUUCCUCUGGUUUUCUUCCAGGUUCGGCGUGGAUGGCUCUGUCCCGCGCUUUCGUGGAGUACUGCGUGUGGGGGUGGGAGAACCUUCCCCGGGCGGUGCUCAUGUACUACGCCAACUUCAUCUCCUCCCCGGAGGGCUACUUCCACACCGUCAUCUGCAACGCCGAGGAAUUCCGCAACACCACCGUGAACAGCGACCUCCACUUCAUCACCUGGGACAAUCCCCCUAAGCAGCACCCUCACUACCUCACCAUCGCUGACCUCCCCCGAAUGGCUUCCAGCAACGCCCCUUUUGCCCGCAAGUUCCCCCACUCUGACCCCGUCCUUGAUCGCAUUGAUGCUGAGCUCCUCUUCCGCCCACCCGGCUCCCCCACACCCGGUGGCUGGUGUGCUGUCACCACCGCCGCUGACCCCAAUUCCUCCUCCGCCGCCGCCGCCGCCGAAGCCUGCCUUGCUGUUGGCAAUGCCACCCUCCUCCGGCCAGGCCCCGGUGCCCUCCGCCUUGACCGCCUCUUCUCCUCCCUCCUCUCCCCCACCAAUUUCCGCCCCCGCCAGUGCCAGUAA